Liolophura sinensis is the source of this 7651-nucleotide messenger RNA. Its product is annotated as solute carrier organic anion transporter family member 5A1-like. Gene Ontology annotation, biological process: transmembrane transport; sodium-independent organic anion transport. The coding region runs from base 535 to 2988 and encodes 817 amino acids. NCBI's taxonomy places the organism in Eukaryota, Metazoa, Mollusca, Polyplacophora, Chitonida, Chitonidae. Gene Ontology annotation, molecular function: protein binding. Gene Ontology annotation, cellular component: basolateral plasma membrane. The transcript is spliced from 13 exons. The record is from RefSeq and is a predicted model, not a curated record.
GAAAGGGAAAGGGCAGCAUCACAGUGCAGCAAGUGAAAAUAGAGAAUUCAGACGCACUGAAGUGUGGGGAGACAGAUUACUGAUCGAUCUGGCUUAUACCCAGUUUGUUCAAUAUGCACUGUUAGCAGCCGUCUCAGGAACCAGCCGUUGAGGUGAAUAUGCACUGUUAGCAACCAUCAGCGUGUCUGCUUUUUUACAUGUCAGAUGAGGGAAAUGCAGAUAGGUAUGUGAGCUGUGGACAUCAGGGACCAUGGAGCUUUGACCCUGUGAGCUGUGGACAUCAGGGGAUCGUGGAGCUUUGACCCUGUGAGCUGUGGACAUCAGGGGACCAUGCAGCUUUGACCGUGUGGAGAUCACACUCCGUCAGCCACUAUGUCUGUUGAAAGUUGCAGAAGCCUCUUGCAACUCUCGGAAAUUUCACAGCCUGUGUUCUCUGUGUAUGUUACAAUUUCUACAUCAGGACAGACUUGGCAGAGUUGGAGCAGGUCGUAUAUGAAUUUGACAUUAUAGCAGAGAUUGGUUACAGUAGGAAGUAUGGAAACCACAGAGAGUGAAGAGGCACGGGCAUUUAGGAGGGAUUCUGUAGAUGAUCCCGAGAACCCAGUGUGUGGUGAACCUCCCGCACCUUCCACAGACAGGCUCAUAUUCUCCAAUGAUCAGCUGCCCAGAAGUACCCUUUUGGUAGAGGGUGACGGGUCACAUUUCAGCGGCAGGCAGGUGGGAGAUGUCGAGGGCUGCCCAAGCCCCAUUGACAGUUCCAGCAGUGGUUACACCCUCAACAGUCAGUACGAGUUCCUAAGGGGUAAGACAGAGAAGGAUGAGUAUGUCCAACAGAGGCUUGCUGAGGACAUGAGUGAGGACUCUAAGCAGAGAGAAUGCGGCAUCGGCCACUUCCGUCCGUCUUGUCUCCAGCCCUGUGCCGAUAUCCGCAUGUUUAUCUUUGUCACGUCGAUGCUGAUUGCAGUGAGCACAGGGCUGUCCGCGGGAUACUUCAACAGUGUCAUCACAACUAUUGAGAAACGCUUUGAAAUCGGCAGUUCCACGUCUGGCCUCAUCGCUGCAUCGUACGAGUUUGGUUCAUUGGUUGCCGUUGUCUUCGUGAGCUACCUAGGCGGCCGUAGACACAUUCCAAAGUGGAUUGGCCUGGGUGUCGUAUGUAUGGGCAUCGGGGCGCUUCUGUUUGCGCUUCCUCACAUCAUGGCGGAGAAGUACACAAAGCGUGGCGGCAUCGACCUGAACUCGACAGAAGAGAACAUCUGCAGCCGCUUGUCUGGCAGUGCACGCCUGGAUGAGGCGUUUUGUGUGGACGAGCAUUCUGGGAACUUUGUGUACGUAUUGAUUCUGGUGGUGGCUCAGGUACUGAUAGGGACAGGGGGCACUCCCAUCAUGACCCUGGGCACAACCUACGUGGACGAUCAUGUGCCCAAGGAAAAGGCACCUGCUUAUCUAGCUUUUAUCUACGCCAUGGGCGCCCUGGGCCCAGUGUUGGGUUUCACACUGGGAGCGUUGUUGUUGCAGUAUUAUGUGGACUUGUUCUCGUAUGAUGUUAACCUGACACCAUCAGACCCCCGCUGGGUGGGGGCCUGGUGGGGUGGGUUCAUCAUCUGUGGGGGUCUACUCCUCAUGCUCUCCGUGCCAUUCCUCGCAUUUCCCAAAAAACUGAUAAAAGAACAGCGAAAGCUCCUGGAUUUGAAGGUGAAGGAAGAUCUGUUGAAACCAGCAGAUCAUGAGGCUAACGAGGAGUUUGGGAAGACCAUUAAAGACAUUCCCAAGUCAAUACUGGCACUGAUGAAGAACCGUGUGUAUUUUGUUCUAUGCCUGGGCAUCUGUUGUGAAAUCUCUGUCACCAGUGGCUUUGUUGUCUUCAUCCCCAAAUACCUGGAGACUCAGUUCGGAGUCAGCAAAUCUCAGGCUAAUCUCUUCACAGGUGGAGUGGGAAUCCCCGGGGCGGUGCUGGGAAUCAUGGUCGGGGGUUAUGUCCUGAAGAGAUUUCAACUUCGUCCUAAAGGUGCCAUCCAGAUGAUCCUUGCCCUAAACCUGAUUUCAUUGGCUGGAUUUUCCGUGUUCUUUUUCCUGGGUUGUGAUAAUUUAAAGCUGGCGGGUGCCACAGAGCCAUAUGUCAGGCAUCUUAGUAAUGUGUCUGUCUACAGUCUACCUAAGACCAAUCUUACAUCCUCAUGUAACCUGGAUUGUGACUGUUCAUCAAACGAGUUUGAGCUGAUCUGUGGCGUGAACGGGAUCACAUAUUUCUCACCAUGUCAUGCCGGCUGCACGAGGUACUACGAGUCCGUAGUACAGCACGAGCGCCUCCUGAAUUACACAGGAUGUUCCUGUAUCAGUGACGAACCAGUAUCCCCAGAGGUCAUCAUGUCCCCCCUGGCCACCAACGGGCCAUGUAAGACAACCUGUGAUAGCAUGUUACCGUUCCUCAUCCUGCUGGUUGUCAUGACAUUCUGUGUUUCUGGUACACACAUGCCCCUUGUCAUGGUCACUCUCAGAAGUGUGGCGGAAGAAGAGAGAGCAUUUGCAUUGGGAAUGCAAUUUGUCAUUCUCCGAUUAUUUGCUAAUAUUCCAGCCCCAAUAAUGUUUGGCAACAUUAUUGACACUACUUGUAUGUUGUGGAAACAGAAAUGUGAAAAUGUUGGUGCUUGUUUUUUUUACGACAUUGUACAGUUCCGGUAUAAAUAUGUAGGCAUAUCAGCGGCUCUUAAUGCCCUUGGGUGUGGCCUGUUCUUUGUGGUCUGGUUGUUGAUCAAACAACGUUACACACAGGAAGGUCCAGGUGCCAUGGCCAAUAUGAGUGAUUUGGUGGCCUCCAUGUCCUCCAUCGACCGCCUAGACCUCAGCAAACCCAUAUUCAGUCCUCAGAAAACUCCACUUAGUCCCACCAGUUUGACCUUGGAGGUGAACCCUAUGACGUCAGGUGACUCCGUCGACACCACCUCAAGGGGAGAUAACCCUGAUGUGUACUCCACCACACCCAUAUAAUGGUAGCUUUGAUACAGUAGACUCUGUUAAACACUUCAUCCAUUUCCCGUGUGUUUGACGAUCACAUUUUGACAGAUUAUUUAUCAUGUAUUUGUCGAUAAUUUUUUGACAGAUUAUUUCUCAUGUGUUUGUGGAUCACAUUUUGACAGAUUAUUUCCCAUGUGUUUGUAGAUCACAUUUUGACAGAUUAUUUCUCAUGUGUUUCUGGAUCACAUUUUGACAGAUUAUUUCUCAUGUGUUUCUGGAUCACUUUUUGACAGAUUAUUUCUCAUGUGUUUCUGGAUCACAUUUUGACAGAUCAUUUCUCAUGUGUUUGUGGCUCACAUUUUGACAGAUUAUUUCUCAUGUGUUUCUGGAUCACAUUUUGACAGAUCAUUUCUCAUGUGUUUGUGGAUCACAUUUUGACAGAUUAUUUCUCAUGUGUUUGUAGAUCACAUUUUGACAGAUUUAUAAAAGAGUAUAGGUUUUAAUAUAUCACCAGUAAUACCAUUCUGUGAAAUAUAUCACCAGUAAUACCAUUCUGUGGAAUAUAUCCCCAGUAAUACCAUUCUGUGAAAUAUAUCCCCAGUAAUAUCAUUCUGUGAAAUAUAUCCCCAGUAAUACCAUUCUGUGGAAUAUAUCCCCAGUAAUACCAUUCUGUGAAAUAUAUCCCCAGUAAUACCAUUCUGUGAAAUAUAUCCCCAGUAAUACCAUUCUGUGGAAUAUAUCACCAGUAAUACCAUUCUGUGGAAUAUAUCCCCAGUAAUACCAUUCUGUGAAAUAUAUCACCAGUAAUAUCAUUCUGUGAAAUAUAUCCCCAGUAAUGCCAUUCUGUGGAAUGUGGUGAAUGUGUAGUUUUGUGAACCCGUGUAUAUACCCAUUAACAAUUCACUCAUUUUGUUCUGUUGUUUUUAGGGGUUUAUUGUUUUGUGAGUUCAAGAGUACAAUGUUAAGCAACGAUCAAUUGAUCUGUUAUAGUUUGCUGCCAGGGACAUAUCAGCAGAUGAUGUAGUUGUUUAAAGGCGCUUAUUUUGAUGCACGUUUGUUGCAUUUUAGAGACUUGUUAGUUUGAGAACACGUUAGGGAUUCUGAGCAGUUGUAAAUGUUCAGAAUUUUUGUUGAGUUAAAAAAACUGUACUGAAAAAAAUUCUCUUAUUCCUUACUGAAUUACACUCAGGUGUUUACAUAUAAUGGACAAACCCAUGACAUCAUAUCAUUUAUGUAUGUAAAUAAGUAUGUGUAAGCAUUUUCUUUGACGGGGGUUAAUAUAUGCUGAUAUCAGGAAAAGACAACUGGACUUACGGAGCACUUUAUAUGCAGUUGAUUGUGCAUUUUCUUGUGAUGAAUUUCUACAUGUUUUAUACUUACAUCUGCGUGUAUAUUUUGGAGAUUAAUACUGAAAUAACGGGCUGCAUGUUUCUGGUCAAAAUCUGACUUCAUUAAGUAGGAUCUGAUGUUUAAUCCUGAAGAAAAUAACUUAUUGGUUAUCCGCUCUGAGAUCACAGUGUCGUUAUUGUACAGUGUACAUCUGUCUCAGACAUCAGAAUGAGCCACUAGUCAGAUUGGCUGCAGAAAUCAUAAAUAUUCAUUAGCAAUCUACCUCUUGCGUAUUUAUGUGGCGUGGUUGUGCUGUCAAAGAUUGUAUGAGGAAUGACAGAGUGCUGAAGUGCAGAUCUCUACACUGUGAAGAUGGAUGCAUGUACCCAUCUAGAGGUCUGUCAUACAGCUGUAGCUAUCACGGUAUAUCCACAGUCUGGCCACAGUCAGCACAUUUUGGUUUUGCUCAACAAAUUGCAUUUUAUUUUGCAGCAAAUCAGACCAAAUCUGGCUAUCAAAAAAACAUGAGCCUCCUGUGCCCAGCUCCAUGGCAGCCAGUUCUGUGGGUAUUACGUGCCCAUGUGAGAAACACAAGCCUAUAUUGUCCUGUGCCCAUCUCCAGGGCAGCCAGUACUGUGGGAAUUACGUGCACAUGUGAGAAACAUGAGCCAACAUUGUCCUGUGCCCAGCUCCAUGGCAGCCAGUUCUGUGGGUAUUACGUGCCCAUGUGAGAAACAUGAGCCAACAUUGUCCUGUGCCCAGCUCCAUGGCAGCCAGUACUGUGGGUAUUACGUACCCAUGUGAGAAACAUGAGCCAACAUUGUCCUGUGCUCAGCUCCAUGGCGGCCAGUUCUGUGGGUAUUACGUGCCCAUGUGAGAAACAUGAGCCAACAUUGUCCUGUGCCCAGCUCCAUGGCAGCCAGUAGUGUAGGUAUUACGUGCCCAUGUGAGAAACACAAGCCUAUAUUGUCCUGUGCCCAGCUCCAUGGCAGCCAGUUCUGUAGGUAUUACGUGCCCAUGUGAGAAACACAAGCCUAUAUUGUCCUGUGCCCAGCUCCAUGGCAGCCAGUUCUGUGGGUAUUACGUCCCCAUGUGAGAAACACAAGCCUAUAUUGUCCUGUGCCCAGCUCCAUGGCAGCCAGUACUGGAGGUAUUACGUCCCCAUAAGAGUUACACAAGCCUAUAUUGCACACUUUCAAGCGUGUAGGGCUUCAGUGGUUUUGUACAACAGGAUCCCUUGUGAUAAUACCUGGGGCAGUUUAGCGGAAUUCAAUUUUGUCAUAAUUUGACCAGAAAUGUGCAUGUUGUGUUGUUGUAAUGUACAUAUUACAGGUACAUGUAUAUGUGGAGUAAAUUUCCUGUCUGACAUAUCACAACAUUGCACGGAUAUCCUUGGCUAGCUAUUGGCCUGUAGUUGUUUAUAAGCGAAUUUGUUUUAUAUUAAGUAAUGACAUGUAUAUAUCAGAUGUAUCAGAAUUUUGAGAAGAAUGCAAUUUUGUUUGUCUAUGUGAUGACUCAACAUUUCAUGUGGAUAGCCUGUCAGUGACUUUUAGUUAAUUUACAGAAAUUGUGGAGAAAAAAAAAAUAUUUAUAUAUGUAUAAAUUUGAAUUCUGUGUAACUUAUAAUAUAUUGUCAGGUUUCUUUUUUACAUGUGCAUAUUUAAAUGGGGAAAUCCCUAAUGUAAGUUGUCUUGUCUUGGAUUAUAAAUAUAAAAUUUAAAAAAGGAAUAUUCUGUGUAUACCUUAACUGAAAGAACUAUACUUAAGGUUAAUAAAAGAUUUCUACCAGCAUUGCUUGUUAUUUGAGAAUUUGAUAGUUAAACAUUGAAGGCAUAGAUGUUUCUUUGGCUUGGUUCUCAUUGUGCUUGGCUUUGUGCAGUAGCUGUUCAUGGCAUGGCAUUUCAGACAUAGGUUGGCAGCCUACAGCCACGCAUGUAGGCAUGACUCUCUAGUACAUACCAAACUCUUCCUUUUUAAGGGUUGUUUUUGCAGACCUUAAAAUCCACGAUGAUCACGAUAUAUGUAUGUAUUUAGCCGAGGCUGGAAAUGAGCCAAUCAUUUGGUCCUUGUGGGAGUAAAACCUUAAGCACCUUGAUGGCACAAUGAAUAUUCAAGUGGGAGAAAGGAGGCUUUUCAUUGGACAAGCCUAAAACAUGGCGGGACUUUCAAUUUACCUCGAAUUGAUGGAUUUUUUAGAAAACCAUGAUGUUCAAAACCAUUUGUUUUUUGCAAAAACUUUUUAAAAAUCUAAAAGAUAGAAUUCCACACAGUUUGUAUAGCUCUUUCAUUUAAGGUAUGUGAUGUAUAAAUAUGUUCUUUUUGUAAGGUGUUAUUAUUCACCUCACCUGAGUCUGUAUAACAAUAUGCCAGUAUUGACAUUGUGUUCAGAAUUUUAACUCCAGAGACCAAGCAAAUAAAUCAAAAUUACUUCCUCACAUAUAUAUGUACAUUUACAUUAUAGACAGCAAGCUGCUAACAUACAGUUUGCAUGUUUGGCGUUAGAGUGUUACCUCCUUUUGCUGUGUUACCUCUUUUUGUAUGCUGUCAGUAUGACCACUUUGUUACUGUUAACCCACUUCCAAUGUAUACAAUCUACCUGCUUCACCUGGAUUCAUGACCUGCCAUACAACACAUCCAAAGUAACUCAACAGCUGUAUAGGGGUUGAGGUCAGAGCUCGUAGGUGGACAGCACUUGUGAUAAAACUUGUGUUAAAUACAUACACCAGAACAUGUCCAUCUUCCUGAAGAGCAAGAGGUCUUGUUAUGUUUAUUUGAUUUUGUACAUUUCAGUGUUGAAAAAAAAACUGCUCAUACAUACAAGAUUUGAUCAAAAAAUACCCAGACUAGCCCAUGUAGUUUUGAACUUUUAAUUCAAAUUGAAAUUGUGUCCAUGAAGAUAGUCCCAGACAACACCUACAUCGCUGCCAAGGUCUUUACAACUCGUGAACACACACCAUGGAGUCAUUGUGAGGAGACUGACUGCAUUGUUACCGUACUCUUUAACCUAGACUAUUUGUAAACUAGUUUAAAAAUACCAAAGUACAGAAGCCAUAAAUUUGACACUUUAUUGAGAUAUUUUAUCAAAUGAAAUCAACUACAACCUGUUCACAAAUGCUGCCCAUAUGAUUCUAUUUAUUUUUGCGCUCACCUAAGCAAAUUUUGACCAAUACAUGCAAUCAGGGUAUAUUUUGAUCAAACUUUGUAUAUUUAUACCUUGCUUAUAUUUAUACCUUGCUUUCUGUUAUUCCUUGGGAUCUUAUCUUAUGACUGUGAUCAAACACUUGUGUAUGUAGCCUAGCCUAUUUAACCUUGUAAAGUGUCUCAAUAUUCACAUCAUUGUUGGGUGCCCAUGAGUUGUUGACACUCU